Messenger RNA from Brenthis ino (lesser marbled fritillary), 309 nucleotides. Lineage: Eukaryota; Metazoa; Arthropoda; Insecta; Lepidoptera; Nymphalidae. The record is from the annotation of a GenBank genome assembly.
AUGAAUAUGCCUUGGAGGCGUUCUGGUCACGAUCGAACACGCUGCGACAGUUUUGGCAAACCCCCCAAAGUAGUCGGUGAUUCAUGCCAAUCUUGUGAAAUUCGCCAAUUUUCCGGGUCCGGUUACAAUUCCUCGACAAUCUCGACGUCUAUGUUGCCCUUGCUUCCGCCCAUAAAACGAAGCAGUGCUCAUGAACCUGGAACCAGCUCCGAACAAAACCAAUGUCUUCUCGGGGCCGCUUCCAUCGAAGACCUCUUUGAUGACUUUCUCGUCGCAUUGGGCGGCGCGCAUAUACCUACUUGUCCAGUU